AUGAGCGUACGUCUUCCCAAGCCACGCCGCAUCAAGCUCCGCGAUGCGCUCUUGCAACCCGUCAACCCUCGGCCGUUCCUCCAGGCUAGAGUCGGCACUGAGGUCCUCAUCCGUCUUAAGUGGGGCCAAACCGAGUACAAGGGUACCCUGGAGAGCAUCGAUUCCUACAUGAACGUUCUGCUGCGGGAUACGGAGGAACACAUUGAUGGAAAGCACACUGGAUCUUUGGGCUUGGUUCUUAUUCGGUGUAACAACAUCCUCUGGAUGGGCUCGGCGUCAGACGUCGAAAUGACGGACCUCGGAUUAAAAUAA
Molecule: messenger RNA, 312 nt
Organism: Penicillium waksmanii
Lineage: Eukaryota; Fungi; Ascomycota; Eurotiomycetes; Eurotiales; Aspergillaceae
Product: small nuclear ribonucleoprotein F
Exons: 4
Coding region: 1-312 (103 amino acids)
Biological process (GO): spliceosomal snRNP assembly; mRNA splicing, via spliceosome
Cellular component (GO): U1 snRNP; catalytic step 2 spliceosome
Molecular function (GO): RNA binding
Source: RefSeq, a predicted model, not a curated record